Messenger RNA from Cyprinus carpio (common carp), 2181 nucleotides. It is a transcript of the gene ildr2a, whose product is annotated as immunoglobulin like domain containing receptor 2a. The record is from RefSeq and is a predicted model, not a curated record. Gene Ontology annotation, biological process: pancreas development. NCBI's taxonomy places the organism in Eukaryota, Metazoa, Chordata, Actinopteri, Cypriniformes, Cyprinidae. Gene Ontology annotation, cellular component: membrane.
GCAAACACGAAGUUUAGAAAAACGCUUGCUUUGAAACAGGACAGGCAGAGAUUCCGCGAUGGCUCACAGAACAGAGUACUUUAAAGCGCUUUCCUUCCUCAGAUGCUGGAUCUCGCUCUUGGGCUUCACAGCGGUGUCGGUGUGUGAGGCCGUGCAGGUCUCCGUCCGUGACGAGCGGCGCUUUGCUAUGCUCUUCCAGUCGGUGGUUCUGCCGUGUCAUUACACCAGUGUCUCCUCUCAGACUCCAGUCAUCCAGUGGUGGUACAAGUCUUACUGCCGCGAUCGAAGCCGUGAUGCCUUCCGCUUCCCCGACACGCUGGCGGUCCACGGGUCCGAGCUCGGCUCCUCCGCUCACCUGGACUGCGGGGACAGCGGCCGGACAGUGCGCAUCGUGGCGUCUGGACAGGGCUCGUCCAUCACACUCGCUGAGCACUACAAGGGACGGGACAUUUCCAUCAUCAACAAGGCAGACCUGCGCAUCGGUGAGCUGCAGUGGGGUGACAGUGGUGUUUACUACUGUAAAGUGGUGAUCUCUGAUGAUCUGGAGGGACAGAAUGAAGCGCAUGUGGAGCUGCUGGUGUUGGGUCAGACUGGUUUGGCCGAUGAUCUUCUGCCUGGGUUUAAUGUGGAGAUUGUUCCAGAGUGGGUGUUUGUGAGCGCUGUGGUCGUGGGCAGUCUCCUGGUCAUUCUGCUGGUGGGUGUUUGCUGGUGUCAGUGCUGUCCUCAUUCUUGCUGCUGUUACGUGAGGUGCUGCUGCUGCCCAGACACCUGCUGCUGCCCUCGGCACCUGUAUGAAGCAGGAAAAGGGAUCAAGUCAACUCCGCCCACACCUGUGCCCAUGCUCCCUCCAUACUACAUACCUGGGAUGCACACCAUGGUGCCCAUCGCUCCGCCCUCGCUCAUUGACCGCCCUCCGAACCUGUCCACUGCACCAUCACUGGAGAACAGCGGCUCAGUGCGGAGUGGUUUCCAUCUGCAGCCUGCGUCAGUUCAGAGCUCUCUGAAGGUGCUGCAGUUCGUGGAGAAGCAGCUCGCUCAGUUUAACCCAUCACAGACACUUAGCAGCAGUCCAAACUCCUGCAGUAUGUCCGAGCUGAGUUCGUUACAUGAUGUAGAAACCGACUUCCGCCAACCCUAUCGACAAGUCCAGAAGAAGGCUCUACCAGCCAUUCCUGAUCUUGAUGACCCCGCUGACCUCCGGGCCACAGAUUUAUCUCCCGUUCACGAGGGACGAUACACACGACAGCCACAGCACAGAAAUCGUGUGGCGGAUGAAGGCCCCAGGUGGAACCCUCGCUCGGAGCUCCUGCAGAGGAAGGCUUUCCUGGAACGAGGACGGACUGGAUCUGUGGAUGAGCUGGAGGAGUUUGCGAUGGCGUAUAUACAGCAAGGACAUCACUGUGACAUCGGAAACAGGGAGGACGACUACAGAGAACGAGAGCGAGAACGAGAGCGAGAACGGGAUCGUUACCCGUUUUAUUGUUCCAAGUCCAGUCCAGCGAGACGUCCCCCCAGCCCUCCGCCCUUACCUGGAAAAAAGCGGGACACUUGGGACAACGGUCAAGCCCAGCGGGAUCCACGAGAGCGGGAUCAGAGUGGAAGAGAUCGCCGGCCAGACUAUGACCAUGCCCUUCUCAACAGUUUAUUGGAACGUAAAGCUAAAGCUGUGAAGAGCAGCGCUUCAAAAGCAGGGCCGACCGAAGACGACUCGGACAUGCCUUCCAAAGACAGUAGUGAGCGUUUCCACAGCAGGACUCCCAGCAACCAGUCCCCUCGGCAGCGGACAGCAGAGGACAAUGAAUCUCUGCCGCCGUACACAGAGAAGGAGCUGGAACGUUCCCGCGGAGCCGAGUCUGGACAACAGCCAUUCAGAUACACACGCUCCGGUCCCAGGCCGGAGGAGCAGAACCGCCCUCAGAAAGUGAGCACUCUUCUGAGCAGAGACUCUCUUGUAGUUUGAUGCGUCAGACUCUCAGCGAGGACGUCUCCACGCCGGCUCGCACCCGUGCUGCAGAACUCUAGCGCUGCGGAAGGCAGGUUUGUUCGCUAUUGAAAUGUGAUUUACAGCCAUGCUGCUAUAAUGGCUCACAGAUUUGACUUUGAGCCUGGAGAAAAAAAAUUGUUUUAAUCUUUUUUUUAAAGAAGUCUCUGCAAUUUAAAAUAACAGUUUUCUAUUUUAAU